Lachnellula hyalina is the source of this 753-nucleotide messenger RNA. RefSeq lists its product as uncharacterized. NCBI's taxonomy places the organism in Eukaryota, Fungi, Ascomycota, Leotiomycetes, Helotiales, Lachnaceae. Bases 1 to 753 code for a protein of 250 amino acids. The record is from RefSeq and is a predicted model, not a curated record. The transcript is spliced from 3 exons.
AUGGUUUCUACCCGCGGGCAUCCAAAAGACUUCCCUGAGCCGGAUCUCACGCCCUCGAAGUCCAGCCCCUCUCGUCGAGGCCGCAGCAACGGUAAAUGGGCGCAUACACCUUCCAACAUCACCAUCGUCUGGCUCCUUAUUUCCCUUCCGCUCGUCGCAUGGGAUACCGGUUAUGUGCUCUUACGACCACACUCCAUGCCCGGAGGGUUUCUGCACUGGCCACUCUGGGUUCCCUAUGAGUUGUACGGCAAGGUGGAUUAUAUAUACGGCUGGAAGGCGUUCAACUCCCGCAACGGCUUCACUGGAGCCCAAGGACUCCUGAAUGCUAUCGAGAGUCUAAUGUAUGUGUAUUACUUGUACAUCGUGUACACGUCUGGCAAGCAGGUUGCGGCUCGGGGACGGGGCGCGCCGCAGACGGCUAUUGCGGGGUUCUGGGGCGAGCAGAGACGGGUUGAGGGGACAAAGGGCGCGCUGGCUGCGUUGGUUGGGUAUAGUGCUGGCCUUAUGACUUUCAGCAAGACAGUUCUCUAUUGGCUGAGUGAGUACUAUUCUGGCUUCGACAACCUGGGACACAACAGCCUUUCGAAUAUUGUUUUCCUCUGGAUCAUUCCAAAGUCCUGCAGUGGAGCUUGGCUUGUCGGCUCGGGGUAUAUUAUCUAUGUAACCGGCAUUGAGAUCAUGCAAGGUCUUACAAUUUCAGCUGGCGGAUCUACGACUACUUCAGACGAUACAUCCCUGGUCAAGUUAGAAUAG